Molecule: messenger RNA, 945 nt
Organism: Parnassius mnemosyne (clouded apollo)
Lineage: Eukaryota; Metazoa; Arthropoda; Insecta; Lepidoptera; Papilionidae
Source: the annotation of a GenBank genome assembly
AUGGCUCAAUUUAGUGCAUUAGAAAAAUUAGGGAUUACGUUCCUUGCAGCCAUAUUAUUUACUAUUUUGAUAAAUGUGCUAAAAUUUGUGUAUACUUAUGUUGUUGGUCCAACAAUGAACAAAGUGGAUUUUAAAUCUAAGGGAAAGUGGGCAUUAAUCACUGGGAGUACUGAUGGCAUCGGAAAAGAAUACGCUAAAGAGCUGGCCGCCCGUGGCUGUGAUAUUAUUCUAGUCAGUCGAUCGAUGGACAAACUGAAGACAACAGCAGAAGAAAUAGAAAAGGACUUCAAAGUGAGCACGAAGAUAAUUCAGGCGAACUUCAGCGACGGCGAAGAUAUCUAUGACAAAAUAGGAAGAGAAAUUGCGGACCUCGAGAUUGGCACUCUGGUUAACAAUGUAGGCGUGUCGUACAUUUACCCGGAGUAUUUUCUCGAUAUCCCUGAUUGGAAACAAACAUUGGAGAACAUGCUAAAAACCAACUGCGUUUCCGUGACACGCAUGACCGGCUUGAUCCUGCCUGGUAUGCUCAAACGCGAAAAGGGAGUAAUCAUCAACGUGGGAUCCGGUUCCUCGAUGAUACCUAGUCCGCUGUUAACCGUAUAUGCUGCCACGAAGGCUUACGUUGAUAAGUUUACUGAGGGCAUUGAAAUGGAGUAUAACAAAAAAGGCAUAAUAGUACAAUGUGUUAUGCCCGGCUUUGUUUGCUCCAACAUGUCUGGUAUACGCCGAAGCUCAUUUUUUGCUCCUACCGCUAAAGCAUUUGUGAAAUCCGCUAUUAGCUUAGUGGGAACGACGUCAAGAACUACUGGAUAUUUGCCACACGCAUUGUUCUUGAACGCGAUCAAUACAAUCCACGCACUUACUGGACGCUUCGGGGUCUGGCUUGUUACUCGUUCAAUGGAAAACAGCCGCAGGAAGGCAUUGAAGAAGUAUAAAAAACAAUAA